Molecule: messenger RNA, 1356 nt
Organism: Anoplopoma fimbria (sablefish)
Lineage: Eukaryota; Metazoa; Chordata; Actinopteri; Perciformes; Anoplopomatidae
Exons: 5
Coding region: 176-901 (241 amino acids)
Source: RefSeq, a predicted model, not a curated record
AAUCACAGCCUGGAGGGCAGAGAGUGUGUUUAGUGGAACAUGUUGGUGGUCUCAACUGUCUGUCCUGUAAAAUAAAAGUCCCGCUCACUUCCUCCUGAGAUCACUUUUCUUCACUAAUGAGCAGAUCAGUCCUCCUGCAGCUCCUUUACAGACCUGGAGAUUAUUAAUGCUCUAAAUGAUGGCAGGUGUCACAUGGAUCCUCAUUUUCAUUUGUGUUGCAGGAGGUCACCUGUCCUCAGCCUCGCCCGUCCUCCGCUCGACCCUGGUGGUCCCGGCGGGCCAGAACGUCUCGCUCACCUGUAACCUGACGUCCAGCCCUCCGAUCACCUGGUUCCUUCUGCGCUCGGAUCAGCUGCUGCCUCUGCUGACGGUUUCAGAAACUAAGCUGAAAGAUUUAACGGUCAACUUUCACACCGCGGACAAACAUCGCUUCGACAACAAAGGCGACCCGGUCCAUCUGGAGAUCCAGCAGGUGGAGGAGAAGGACGCCGGGCGGUACUUCUGCACCGGCAGCUGUGCAGGAGCUGUUUGUGUUGACAGAGGCAUCCACCUGGUUGUUGAUGGAGUUGACGGUGAGUCGACCAGGCUGCCAUGUUGGAGUCUGGGGAUCUGUGUUCUACCUGCUCUACUCGUCCUCUGCCUCGUCUUCAUCGUUGGACUCUGCUGUUGCUCAGGUAAACCAGAUGUUUGCUGCUGUGAUCCAGAGAGAUGCAACACAGCUCAGAGGGUCACAGAGAUUUCAGAUUUUCAGCAGGAUGAGUCUCUGCACUAUUCCAACCUGAAGCAUGCAGACAAGCCCCGCCCCUCCGGACGAGGAGGCACAGGAUUGGUCGAGGACAACGUCACUUACUCCGCAGUGAUGAGUCGCAAGAACCUGAACGCAUCAUAUGACUGCAGAUAAGAUGGAUGAAAACUUUGAAUGUAAAGAAUUUGAGAUUUUAUGAAGCUAUUUUUUCAAUAAUUAAGUUUCUUUUUUAAGUCAGUAAAUACUUUUUUAAAUUCAAGUUUCUAUGAAUUAUCUAUAUAAAGGCUGAAAUCUUUAAUAUGCUGGAGAAACAAAAUCUCUAUUUUUCAAAUAUCAAUCAAUUUUAAGCUAUUUCUCUUAUCUUUUCUUCAUAUUAAAAUGCAAUAUACUGUGUAAAAUGAUGCUCUACUUUGAUUUUUCUUGUAGAAGAACUAUCUUUUUCCCUACAAUCAUUACUGUAAACAAAAAUACCACAGAAGAAUGUAAAAAUGUGACACUGUUGUAUAAAUGCACGUUUAUUUGUGCAAACUCUAUAUGGAGUGAUAUGUCUCACUGUUGCUCAAAUGUUUCUGUCAACACAUCGUUCUUUUUUAUUUUUAAUAAAUACUUUC